AUGGACUACCUUGUAAUCGAGGGCUUCAAGUCCGCCGCGGAGGAAUUCUCGCAAGAAGCCAACCUCUCGCCGCCAGUCGACUUCGACAGCAUCGAAAGCCGAAUGAGCAUCCGAGAGGCAUUGCAGCGAGGGGACGUGGAGAAUGCGAUUGCACUGGUCAAUGACCUCAAUCCCGAGAUCUUAGAUACAAACCCUGGUUUAUACUUUCAUCUCCAGCAGCAGAAGCUCAUCGAAUACAUAAGACUCGGCCGUAUCUCCGAGGCCUUGCAAUUUGCGCAGGAGGAACUCGCGCCGCGUGGUGAAGAGAGCCCCGAGUUUCUCUCAGAGCUGGAGCGCACAAUGGCGCUGCUCGCGUUUGAAUCCGCCCCUGGCGCCCCACCUGCAAUCGCCGAGCUGCUGUCUCCCGCGCAGAGGAUGAAGACGGCGGGCGAGGUGAACGCGGCUAUCUUGGAAAGCUUGAGCCAGGGGAAAGAAGCCAAACUGGUCGGGCUUCUCAAGUUGCUAUGCUGGGGCGAAGGCCUUCUGGAUGAGCGGGCCGAGUUUCCCAAGGUUGACCUUGGCGACGAGCUACCAGCAUACCGCCGCGAGCCCGGUGGGGCGGGGCGAGCUAUAUAG
Messenger RNA from Punctularia strigosozonata HHB-11173 SS5, 615 nucleotides. RefSeq lists its product as uncharacterized. The record is from RefSeq and is a predicted model, not a curated record. Lineage: Eukaryota; Fungi; Basidiomycota; Agaricomycetes; Corticiales; Punctulariaceae. The coding region runs from base 1 to 615 and encodes 204 amino acids. Gene Ontology annotation, molecular function: protein binding. The transcript is spliced from 3 exons.